This is a messenger RNA of Drosophila grimshawi, 2908 nucleotides long. Its product is annotated as U3 small nucleolar RNA-associated protein 14 homolog C. Gene Ontology annotation, cellular component: small-subunit processome; nucleolus. The record is from RefSeq and is a predicted model, not a curated record. Gene Ontology annotation, biological process: rRNA processing. The coding region runs from base 85 to 2379 and encodes 764 amino acids. The transcript is spliced from 2 exons. NCBI's taxonomy places the organism in Eukaryota, Metazoa, Arthropoda, Insecta, Diptera, Drosophilidae.
GUGCACGUCUGCAGUCGAUAGAGCUCUGCUGUUGCUAGCACCGCGUGUUUUGCAAUAUAUUUUGGCUUAAAUUUGUCCACAAAAAUGAGUGACGAUGAGGAGCAAUACAAUGCCGUAUCACACAAAAAGUUGCUGCAGACUAUCAGCAAUCUGGGCAACGUGCAACACAUUCGCAAGUCGACACGCGACGAGCGCCAGCAGAAACAGGAUGAAUUUCAGCUGGUCAAAAGUGUCAACACCGCAGAGCAUGCAGCCAAAGCGGUGGGCUUGAAUGAUCUGGUUCAGAUACUGCGCACCUCCAAGCACAUUGAAACUGGCAAGAAGCUGAAAAAUGUGCACAGCACCAAAAAGGUUUUGCAGAAGCCACUCGAGAAGCCAGCAGCCGAUCGCAUAAAGCGGACAAUUGGCUACGAAAGUGUUUCGAAAAAACUGGGUCGCUGGGAUGCUGUUGUGGCCAAACAGCGUUCCGCCGAGACACAGAUAUUUCCCAUACCUACGGAAACGAUAUACGUUAACACAGCGGCGCAUUCAAAUGCAAUUAAAACCAGCAUCAAAUCCGAGUUGGCCAAGGAGCUUCAAGCGAGCAAUGAAAAGUUGCGUCAAUUACGCAAAGCACAAAUUGGCGAUAAUACCGAUGAGAAGACAUUGGCCCAACAGGAACAGGAGCUGCUUCAAAAGAAAAUGAACCGGCAGGAGCUGUAUGCGCGUCGCCGGGAAUUGGCCUACUUAAAGAUGCGCGAAUCACAAAAGUCGGCCAAAGCGCGGAUGCAAAAUAAAAUCAAAUCGAAGAAAUAUCAUAAGCUGCAGAAGCGGCAAAAAAUUUUGGAGCAAAUGAAGGAAUUCGAGCUGCUGCAAAAAACGAAUCCGGAAGCUGCGCUAGAGAAACUGAAUGCAUUGGAAAAGAGUCGCGUCAUGGAACGCGCCAGUUUGCGGCACAAAAACACCGGCACUUGGGCCAAGAAUCUUCAGGUGCGCGCUAAAUAUGAUAAGGAUGUACGCAAAGAUCUUGCUGAGCAGUUGGCUGUUAGUCGACAGUUGACCGAAAAGAAAGUGGACACCGAUAGUGAGGAUGAGCCAGCCGCAGUAAAGAUGGAAGCAAAUGAGCAAGUGGAUAACGAUCCCUUUAACCCCUGGACGAAAGUUAAAACUGCCGAAAAGCCGGAUACUCAGACUGAAGAGAAUGAACCAAACUGGCGGACAUAUUGGACGGAGCGCAACAAAAAUGAGAAGCUACUGGCUAAGCAUCGUGCAGAAAUUGAAGACGCUAAACUGGAGAAAGUUGAGAAGUUGAAGGUGGAACAAAGCAAAAAGCAGCCUAAAACCAAAUCAAUGAAAAAGAAGAAAAAAUCUGUAAGCGCUGUGGAAAAUGGCUGGGUGGUUGAAGAAGUCAAAGAGCCGCCUGUCAAAACGCAAACAAUUGAAGACAUUUUCGACAAGCAUGAGGAAAAUAUUCGCCAAAAGGUUGCAAAAAAGCUGGAAAAGCUUCGCAAGCAAGCGGAAAAACUUGGGCAGCCCAGCAAAAAAGGCAAAUCCAUAAAGAAGAAACGAGAUGAACUGCAAAACCUAAAAGACUUGACAUUUAAGAAGACCAGACAGCGUGUGGAAAUUGAUGAACCGCUCAACCAAGAUGAGGAACAGCCAAACCUGGCUGCUAAAAUUGCUGGCGAGUUGGCCAAGCCCCAGAAGAAAUCAAUGGAAUCAGAACCGACAUCAGCCGAAACCGUAAUUGAUCCGAAUAAAGUGACAACCAUAACGUGGAAACAAAAAAUGCAUGCCUCGGAUGCAAUGAACGACGUGCUUGCGGAUGACAAUGAGGCAGAUUAUGAUGAGGCGGAUGCAGCCGCCGAGCGUCAAUUGACGAUAAGUCAGGCCUUUGAGGAUGAUGAUAUUAUAGCUGAUUUCAACAAGGAUAAGACUAAAGAUUCCGAGUUGAAGAAUACGGAACUACAGCUGGCUAUGCCGGGUUGGGGCUCAUGGGCAGGCGCUGGUAUUUCCCAGGAGAUUAUGAACAGACGCAACAAGCGAUUGCUGCUAAAAUUGGCAGCACCCGAGAAGCGUCGCGACGACAACAAGAACAAUGUGUACAUCAAUGAAACGACAAGCAAACAGGCGCGGGCCCACAUGGUCUCCAGCAUACCGUUCCCCUUCACAUCCAUGGCCGACUAUGAGGCUAGCAUUCGAGCCCCCAUUGGCCGCAACUUUGUCCCGGAAACUGCAUUCCGUAUGCUGACACGUCCGGCGAUCAUUACACGCAAGGGUCAAGUUAUCGAGCCGAUGGAUGAGAGUGAAUUGGUUAAACCAGACCGCCGAUUGCGUCAUAUUGUGGACAGACGAAUAGAUCGCUUGCAAAAUCCACUAAAAGCCACGAAAGUACAAUAAUAAUGUUAAAACUAAUAUAAUAUAAAUGCGCUGAUCUUUGAAAAUAUGCAAAAAUGUGUUUUAGUUUUGUCACUCAGCCCAAAAGUAUGCUUAAAACUUAUUGAUUUUUGGAGACCAGUUAAUUAAUUAAAAAUGGAUAUUAAUAAUAAUAAAACACAAAUGCCGUUACAGUUGAUUUAGGAUAUUGUUUGUUUGUUUGUUUGUUGUUUUUUUCAAUCGUUUAUUUUACAAAACAUUUUGGCAAUGCCAAUAAAUGGCUUGCCUUUGACUAAAUGAAUCAAAGGAAAGUCUCAUUGCUAAAUUGCGCGUUGUUUCUGUUUGUUACUUAAUUAUUUGGAAUUUUGUAUACAUAUUUAUAUAGACGCUAAAUAUUGUAUAAAUCAUUUAACAUACGUAUGUGUGUAUAUAAAUAAUACAAUUUUUUUGUAUUAACUAAAUUCAAAUCACGCAGAGCAAAGUAAUUGCAAUCUAAAUCGACAGCACAUUUCCAAACUAUCAUGAAAAUUAAACAAAUAAUAUUGUAAACGAA